Messenger RNA from Emericellopsis atlantica, 435 nucleotides. RefSeq lists its product as uncharacterized. Lineage: Eukaryota; Fungi; Ascomycota; Sordariomycetes; Hypocreales; Bionectriaceae. The transcript has a single exon. The record is from RefSeq and is a predicted model, not a curated record. Bases 1 to 435 code for a protein of 144 amino acids.
AUGGCGCCUAUGCCUGUCGGCGAGAACACAUAUGUCGUCACGAGUGUUGUUUCACCGGAGGCCAAGCUGCCAAUGCUGGACGCUGCGACAGAUACUGGCAAGUUUGUCGCAGCCAUUUUAGCGGAGCCGGAGAGGUACCAUGGUCAGGUUGUGGCGGCAGCGACAAAGUUGUACUCCAUGGAGGAGAUUGCAAAGAUCAUGAGCGUCACGAGCGGCAAGACGAUCACAUACAAGCAAAUGCCUGUUUCUGAGAUUAAGAACUUCAUGCCGCCAGUGAUCGGGGACCGGGUCGUCGAUAUGAUGCUGUACAUUCAGGAUUUCGGUUACUACGGACCGAAGACGGAGGAACUCAUGGCAGGGACACCGGCUGUGGCCCGGGGGAAGUUGACCACGAUGGAGGAUUUCUUCGAAAAGCACGGUGUUGCUUUGCGUUAG